AGAGCUCUUUCCUCUUCGGCUUCUCUGCUCGGAAUGAAUCUUGGAGUGAAGAUGGUGCAGAAGAAGAUGGCGGUUCUAUACCAUUAUCCAUGCCAUGACGGUGUCUUCGCCGCCUUGGCCGCUCAUCUCUAUUUCUCAGCAAAUUCAAUCCCUUCGCUUUUCUUCCCCAACACAGUUUACUCUCCAAUCACAACCAGCCAACUUCCUCUUCAAGAAAUCAGCCAUCUCUUCCUUCUUGAUUUCACAGGACCGCCUGGUUUCGUGCACCAAGUCUCUCCGAAAGUCGACAGUGUGGUGAUCCUCGAUCACCAUAAAACCGCUAUUGAGAGCCUAGGGGAUGUCUCUUUGACUUGCAAGAACGUUACCAAAGUCUUGGAUAUAGGGAGAAGCGGUGCGACCAUUGCGUUUGACUAUUUUACUCAGAAGCUGAUGGAAGAAUCUCGGGGAAAUUGCAGAGAGAUGAAUGAUUUCAAGAGAAUGAGGCGUGUUUUCGAGUACAUUGAAGACGCUGAUAUCUGGAAGUGGAAACUUUCGGAGAGCAAAGCAUUCAACAGCGGGAUCUUGGACUUAGGGAUCGAAUACGAUUUCAAUCAGAACCACUCACUGUUCCAGCAGCUACUUUCAUUGGAUCAUGACAGUGUGAUCAACAGAGGAAAAGAGAGUUUGUCUAGGAAACUAAAGCUGAUUCACCAGGCGCUGGAACUGUCAUACGAGAUUGUUCUUGGAGGUGAUGAAGAGUUUGGGUGUUUGGCUGUAAACGCAGAUGAGAUUGCAGAGCUUAGAAGCGAAUUAGGGAAUCAAUUGGCUGAGAAGAGCAAGAAUCUGAAAUUCCGAGGUAUUGGAGCUGUUGUUUACAGAGUUCCUGAGCUUGGAGAUGAGAACAAGCUGAAAAUAAGUUUAAGGAGUGUUGCAGAAGAAGACACAACACCGGUUUCUCAGAAGUUUGGUGGUGGUGGCCAUAAGAACGCGAGCUCCUUCCUGCUAAGUUCCAUGGAGUUCGAGAAAUGGAAGGUGAAUAGAAACUUAUAGAUUAGGCUAGAGAUGUUUCCUCAAUCAGCUAUUUAGUUCUUUAUGGAAUGUCUAGUUUGGUUCAUGACAUUGCCAAUUUUUGGUACAAGUAGAAGUGUCUAAUCUGGUUUUUGGUUUAAGAGAAAAAUAGUAACCAGUGUAAAAUCAAUUCUACUAUGAAUAAUUCUA
Molecule: messenger RNA, 1197 nt
Organism: Eutrema salsugineum
Lineage: Eukaryota; Viridiplantae; Streptophyta; Magnoliopsida; Brassicales; Brassicaceae
Source: RefSeq, a predicted model, not a curated record